Erinaceus europaeus (western European hedgehog) is the source of this 915-nucleotide messenger RNA. RefSeq lists its product as uncharacterized. The record is from RefSeq and is a predicted model, not a curated record. The transcript has 4 exons. The coding region runs from base 1 to 768 and encodes 255 amino acids. NCBI's taxonomy places the organism in Eukaryota, Metazoa, Chordata, Mammalia, Eulipotyphla, Erinaceidae.
AUGGGCAACAGGUGGAGUCCAGACAUGAGCUUGCAGGCUUGGAGAGAAACUCCUAGCCGGGGUGCCAGUGAAGCCUUCAAGGUUGGGGAUCCCCAGGAUGGCUGCUAUGGGGAGGCUAUGGGGCCUCUGCUGCAGAGACUUCUGGCUGCCGUGCAGAAGAAGCCUUGUGGGCUGGAGAGGGCACGGCGGCUGGGGGUGGUGGCGGGGGCGGGACGGGGCGGGGCGGCGUCCCCUCCGCUUGGCCUCGGGCUCGGCUUCGGGGGCGGUGCCGCGCGCGCGGGCUGUGUGGCGCUUGGGGAGCCACGGGGCGCGCAGCUUUCCUGGUGUGUCACCAGCACGUGGAGCCCGCCCCGCCGCGCCGGCGACCGAGCACAACUCCCCCAACUUUCGAGGGGUCGUGCUCGCCGCGCUCGCGCUCCUCGGGAGGGCGCCCCGGGGCUCCGGGCCCCAACAGGCUGCGUGAGGCUCGGCCGGGCAGGCGCGCUCCGUGCGCCCUGGACGUCGGGGCCCGGCGCUCCGGCCUGCAGCUGCUGCUGCUGCUGCCCACCCGCGGCGGGGCAGCCGGGAAGACGCGGCUCGGCCCGGCCUGGCGCCCUGGGAGCGGAGCGCAGAUCUCAUUCAUCAAAUCCUGUGAGCUGCCCUCAGUUCAGAGGCAGCUGUGACCUUCCCCACUGUCUGCUCUUCAUGUGCUUGGAUACACGACAGCCCACCUGGGCUGCCACCAGAUGGAAUGAAAUGACACAAGACACAGUUACUUUCUUCCAGUGAAUGAAGCAAGCCAACCAAACUUCCCCUGGAUGCUUCUAGACUUCAAGGACACACUGAGCAGCUGAAGUAUGUAGGACUUAUUUGGAUGGAAAUUUAAUCUGUUAAGACAUGAUUCUGUGGCAACUGGAAAUCUACUCCUGGACUGAA